CUGGAUGUCUUUGGGCAGAAUCCUCGCCUGCACCGGCUUUACACCCAGCUGUGCUUCUGCUUCCGCCUGGCCAGCGAUACGAGUCAGCACAAGGCUCAAGUCGUCGACCAUCUGAAUCGCGGCCUGGACGUUCUAGCGCAAGCGUUUCCGUGGGUGGGCGGAGUGGUGACUCAAGAUUCUUCUGGCAUCUUCAAAAUACAUUCAAACUCUACCAAAAAGCCAUGGCUCGAUGUCCAAGAUCUAUCGGACAGCCUACCUUCUAUGCAAGAGCUGGAAACGGCUGGCUUCCCCUUUCGCAUGCUUGACGAGAAAGUCAUUGCGCCUUGCAGCACUUUGCCAGACUCCGAGGAAUCCGACAAAGACGCCCCAGUACUUCUCCUCCGGGCCACUUUCAUCACUGGAGGUCUCCUGCUGGUCAUCAACGGAAUGCACAACUGUAUGGAUAUGGCUGGACAGUGCCAAGUCAUUGAUCUUUUCGCCAAAGCAUGCAGAGGUGAGGGAUUUACCGCGGAGGAGCUGAAAGUGGGAAACAUCUCUCGUCAGAACCUUGUUCCGUUAUUGGAGGAAGACCAAACAUCGACGAAAUUGCCUCCCGGGCAGAAGCAGAUGCCAACAACAACGGCGCCAGCAUCAACGGAAUCAGAACCUCCAAGAGCUGUUUGGCAUUAUUUCACGUUCUCCGCAGCAUACCUUGCGUCCCUCAAAGCCAUCGCGACCACCGACGUCCCAUCUGGGUUCGUAUCGACCGACGACGUGCUUUCUGCUUUCGUUUGGCAGAACAUCACUCGCGCACGACUCCCUCGACUUGACUCCGCGGGCAGCUCCACAUUCGAUCGGCAAGUAAAUGCUCGACAUCAUCUCGGUGUGCCAUUGACAUAUCCUGGUAAUGGGCCGGUACACAAAGUGUCCACCACACGCAAGAUUGCGGACGUCGUCGAUGCUGCAUUGGGCGUUGUCGCUUCGCAUUUACGUUCCUCUCUCAUCAACGAGGACAUUGCCUACAAAGUGCGGGCCGAGGCAACUGCGCUCUCGCGCUCAGUUGCCAGGGGCGAGACGAAGACGGCUGGUCCAUCGAGUUCUCGCAGCACAGUGCCUACGUCCGAUCUGAAGAUGAGCUCGUGGGCGAAGGAGAAUUGCUAUGCCUUUGACUUUGGCGGACUCUUGGGCAAAGCGAGUGCAGUCAGGCGGCCGGCAUUCCCAGCCUGGGAAGGACUGUGCUAUUUCAUGCCAAAGACUUUGGCCGGAGACAUUGCAUUCGCCGUCUGUUUGAGGGAUGAAGAUGCGGAGCGGCUAAUAGUUGAGGAGGAGUUUGGGGAGUUUGGU
This is a messenger RNA of Neohortaea acidophila, 1323 nucleotides long. Its product is annotated as putative trichothecene 3-O-acetyltransferase. The record is from RefSeq and is a predicted model, not a curated record. The transcript has a single exon. Lineage: Eukaryota; Fungi; Ascomycota; Dothideomycetes; Mycosphaerellales; Teratosphaeriaceae. The annotation marks the transcript as partial.